Molecule: messenger RNA, 534 nt
Organism: Rhagoletis zephyria (snowberry fruit fly)
Lineage: Eukaryota; Metazoa; Arthropoda; Insecta; Diptera; Tephritidae
Source: RefSeq, a predicted model, not a curated record
AUGGCUUUUUUCAACCUGAUAUUGCUACUAGCUGUCCUACUUGUGGCUACAACCACUUACGCCCAAACAAAUGACACAAAAUCAAAUGAGGAAGAAGAAAAAGAAACAAUAGCAGCAGCAUCAGCAAAUGAAACUGACACUUCUUACCUGAAUGUUCUGCAGUUGCAGAUCAAUGCAACUUCAGUUAAUGAAACAGCACUGUCAGAAAGGAAUUCAUCAUCAUCAUCAUCAUCUGCUGUCGAUCAGCCCCCCAAAUUGGGCUGCUGUUGCUGUUGGGGAGGAUGUGGCGGCGGUGGUGGUGGGUACUGUCCUCCCCCUAAGCCCACACCGCCGCCCUUUGUUCCCUCCGUCUGUCCGCCCUUUCCCAUUGGUCCGUGCUGUAAUCCCUCUAACCCUUGUGGUCCUUGUGGUCCUUGUGGCCCCUGUGGCCCCUGUGGCCCCUGUGGUCCCUGUGGACCUUGCGGUCCUUGCGGUCUUUGCGACUGUGACUGUGACGAUUCGGACACUAUUGUCAUUAAUGAAGAUUACGAUUAA